Molecule: messenger RNA, 810 nt
Organism: Anneissia japonica
Lineage: Eukaryota; Metazoa; Echinodermata; Crinoidea; Comatulida; Comatulidae
Product: ubiquitin-conjugating enzyme E2 N
Exons: 6
Coding region: 132-581 (149 amino acids)
Biological process (GO): DNA damage tolerance; protein K63-linked ubiquitination
Cellular component (GO): nucleus
Molecular function (GO): ubiquitin conjugating enzyme activity
Source: RefSeq, a predicted model, not a curated record
AAUCUCUAUGAUGGUUGAACAGGCAGGAAGUAUUGGUGGGAGAAAAGUGCGGUAUAUCAUUGGAAUUCAGAUAAAAACAUAAUUACUGGACUUGAAUCUACUUUCUCACAUUCCAGUUCAAACCUUUUAUAAUGGCAGGAUUGCCACGAAGAAUAAUCAAGGAAACGCAGAGGCUUAUGGCAGAGCCUGUGGCUGGAAUCAAAGCUAUACCAAAUGAAGAUAAUGCUCGUUAUUUUCAUGUUCAAAUGGCAGGUCCUAAAGAUUCACCAUUUGAAGGAGGUUUUUUUAAAUUAGAAUUAUUUUUACCAGAAGAAUAUCCGAUGUCGCCUCCCAAAGUGCGAUUUAUGACCAAGAUAUACCAUCCAAACAUUGACAAAUUGGGAAGAAUAUGCUUGGACAUCCUCAAAGAUAAAUGGAGUCCUGCUUUGCAAAUAAGGACAGUUUUGUUAUCAAUUCAAGCGUUACUUAGUGCACCCAACCCCGAUGAUCCCCUUGCCAAUGAUGUGGCUGAACAAUGGAAAGCAAAUGAAUCACAGGCCCUUGAAACAGCACGUGCUUGGACCAGAAUGUAUGCUUGUUAACACACAAUGAUGACUUCUUUAUUGGAAUAAGUGGCGGCACUUCUAUAUCCCAUGUUUCACAAGCCUUUUUGUGAAACCACCCACACUGGAAGAAAAUUGUUUUCAUGACCAUCAAUAAGUAUUCCAACUAAACUAAAAUCAAUUGAAAAUAUCGAGAUAACAUUUUGUAAGAUGUUGAAGUAUGUAUAGGUAAUUUGAAUUGCUAAUUUGAGUCUGUGCCAAAGCCUCA